GAACCUGAGGUUGCUGGUCUGACCGUAACAUUGUCGCAUAUAUCAACGACGGCGCGGGCGUUAUAGUGGGGACGCACGUGUCGUCCCUUUUGUCAUUGUGAUAUAACGUUGGAGUCAAUUCGAACCUUCGCUUGUGUACUUCACCAGCAUAACGCGCGUGCGUAACCGCGGCGUGCCCUCGACACCACGAGUGAGAGUAACAUGGCGACUCUUCUGCAUCGUUAGUCGAUUUGCGACCAUCGGCGCGCGUAGAUCAAUGAUAAGGGAGCGACAGCGAUAGUGACAUUCUUAUUAUUCCAUAUUUAUAUAAAAAAAUGCCACCGACCGUUUGCCUUGCGGAGUUUCCGACCGCGGCAAGCACCGUGAACGUGUACGUUUGUCGACGACAAAGAAAUCGUGCGAAUAUUAAGCAGCAAGCAUUGGAACAAACGCUACGAACCGGAACCACUGGUGAAACACCUCCGACAUCUUACAUGAACCCUUCACCAAAAUUAGGAUGUACAAGUGAGGUUUCGGACUGUUCCGCGAUAGACAAAAGUGGACGGCUUCCAAUCAAUGCAGAUGAGCACUAUAGGAAACUCGUCGCGGCAAGAAAAGAUCUCUGGAGUAUCGUUAUCCGUACGAUAACUCUUGUGCGGCGCAAUCGUAUCCUUCAAAGACGCGUAAACGCAUUGCGGGCGGAAACACGAAGAUUUCUUCGUUCAGUAUUAAAUAAUCCGAAAAAUCAGCGUCAACAAGAUAGAUUGCAAAUGCCGCAACUUGAAGGUGAGAUCGUCUCAUCAUCUACGGACAAGGUUAUCUCGACGAUAUCGGUAUCAUUCGACUCCGAUUCGACCGAAAAUUCGUUCGAUUCCAUUCGUAGAGUUACCUCUACCUGCGAUAAACACGAUUAAGAUAAAAAUUGCGCAUUCUUGUGCAAAGAAUAGGGUUAAUAAUCGAUCGUUCUGUGUAUUUAUCUCUGUCCAUCCACAUUUAAAAAACGAUUUAAAAAAUAUCUAAAAAACAUCUAAAAAGCAAAAAAAUUUAUUCUAUAUAUAUAUACACACACACGUAUGUAUUUAUGUACAUAAAUACAUAUAUAAAAUACAAUUUUUAUAUGUACAGAAUAAACUCUUCUUAACAAACGAAUAAGUCGGGUCAAUAGUCUAUCUUAAAUAUUGUAAAUUUUUAAACAAUCCAGGUUAGAAGUCAGUAUUUCUUAGUCUGGAAGCAGCGAUGAUUUAUUUCAUUAACAUUUGUGGACUAAUAUAAGUGGAAAUCUUUGCAACAAUAUAUCUAUUUCAAUUUGUUAAAACGGCAUAUUAUCGUAGUGUAUCAGAGAGUUAAAAUACAUUAAUUUAUCGAAAUAUUUCAUGAGGUUAGUGAUACAGUGUGAUCAUAUUUUGAAAUAUUUGAAAUCGUUAAAAAACCAAAAAAAUAUUUUAUUCUUUACAUGAUGUUCUUUCACUAAUUUAAUGCACAAUAUUUAACUUGGUUCAUAUAAGAUAUUCAAAAUUAUUGAGAAUCUUAUUGAAUAAUUUAAUAUAAUUGUUUCAUAUAAUUGUUUGUGUGUUUAUCUAUUAGAAUACAUAGUAUGAGAGAAAUGUAUUGAUGAGGAUGAAGAUAAUGUGUGUACGUGUGUGUACGUACACGUGCGUGUAUAAAAAUAAUAUAUUUAUAAAAAGAAUUUGAUAGAUCUUUCAUAUAGUUCAAAAAUUAUUAUUUAUUGUACAUAAUCGUGAUGCAUUUUGAAAUAUUUACAUUUAACCGACAGAUCGAAAGCAAUAUUAAUACUGCAUUUGAUCUAUACUUUAGUUUUACAAUUGUGUGAUAAUUAUAGUAUGUAUAUAUAUAUAUAUAUAUAUAUAUAUAUAUAUAUAUAUAUAUAUAUAUAUAUUUCAGGGGGCUAUAUAUAUAUA
This is a messenger RNA of Odontomachus brunneus, 1898 nucleotides long. RefSeq lists its product as uncharacterized. The record is from RefSeq and is a predicted model, not a curated record. The transcript has 3 exons. NCBI's taxonomy places the organism in Eukaryota, Metazoa, Arthropoda, Insecta, Hymenoptera, Formicidae. The coding region runs from base 315 to 893 and encodes 192 amino acids.